Molecule: messenger RNA, 910 nt
Organism: Dalotia coriaria
Lineage: Eukaryota; Metazoa; Arthropoda; Insecta; Coleoptera; Staphylinidae
Product: brachyurin-like
Exons: 5
Coding region: 50-841 (263 amino acids)
Biological process (GO): proteolysis
Molecular function (GO): serine-type endopeptidase activity
Source: RefSeq, a predicted model, not a curated record
AAAGCUCGCGCAUUUUAUUGUUCAUAAUCACUAUAACCACAAAUACAAAAUGGCGACGAUCAACUUGAUAAUUUUAUUGUGUUGCGCAGCAGUGUUUGUUUCUGCACAAAAUACUGAUGAAGCAAAACCGAGUGAAAGAAUUUUUGGUGGAGAGGAAGCAGACAGGGGACAAUUCAAAUGGCAAGUAGCCAUAGGAUCUAAAAGGGAAGAUGGAUUUUACUCUCCCCUUUUCAGUGGUGCUCUUAUUACCAAACAAUGGGUUCUGACAAAUUCCAAAAUUGAUCCUGCUAAUUACGAGUUUGACGUUAUUUUGGGUGCAACUCACUUGUACGAUGAUCAAGAUGGCAAAAUAAUAACUAAAUUCGAGAAAAUACUAUUUCAUUCCGAAUAUUGUUAUACUGCUUUAGGUAAACUUGUUGCACCAGUGCAGUUUACCGAUUACAUUGGACCAAUUAAACUACCACAACCAACUGAUUAUCUUGCUGGAGGUACCACAGUGUGGUUUAGUGGAUGGGGUUGGGUGCAUUCUAACGGUGAACAAUUUGUCAAUGAACUCAGGUUUGUUGAUUUGAUUACGCUUUUCCAGGAAAAUUGCAUCGAUGGUGAUUUGCCUGAUCAUUACGUUUGUACAGAUGGCAGUAAAGGAAAAUGUCCGUGGUUGUAUGGGGACGAAGGUGGGGCACUUGUGCAGUACAUUAAUGGCGCUUGGACUCAUAUGGCUACGAUGAGUACUUUUUACUAUAAUGGAUGUCCUUCGGGUGGUCCCACUGCCUUCACACGUACAACAUAUCUUCUUGAUUUUAUUUACGCCAAUACUGGUCCGAUAUCCAACUACAAUUAAUGAUUCAUUUAUUAUUGUAAACAUAAAUAAACUUUGUGUUUAUUGACUUAAUAUAGAAAGUUUCACUAA